AUUUUCGGCGCUCAGUGUACUCCCAGACACGUUGAUCGGCAGACCUCUGUGAACACAAAGUCUACGUUAAAUUUUCGAAAAACAACGUUACGUAACCACAAAUACGUACUUUGAAGUUUUCAAUUUUUUAUUUCACUCGUUUAAGUUUCAACAGAAAAUAACCAUGAAAAUAGACGUAGCGAAAUUAAUAAUUGAAGUCAGCAAACAUCCAGAGAUCUACAACCCAGAUCAUAAGGAUUUUUCUAAUAAAGAAAUAAGAAACAAAAUUUUCAAUACCGUCAUCAAAAAAGAUAUGAAUGGUAUAAAUGGCAAAACUCUGCAGCGCAAGUGGGACCAAAUAUUAAACAAGUAUGCUAAUUUUAUUAGAAAACUGAGCAACGACGAUUCGUCUGAAAGGGUUUUGGAACGAUUCAUGAAAUGGCCGUGGACGAAGCCUAUGCGUAUCUUUAAGCCAUAUGUUCGCAAACAAUUCCAAAUUCCGGAAUUCCGAUCCGCGACACAGCUAACACCCGGCAUGAAUAUGCCACAUAUCCCGAUUACAGCUCUCCAGCCUAUGCACAUAAUAAGCGGACAGUCUAACGAUGACGCGACUUCUGGCUCCGAAUUUCCGUUCCCGCUACCCACCGGGCAGGGGCCAGAACUGCAGGGUGCCGGUUUUGUAGGACAGCUUCCGAUAGUUCAAUACUCACAUACGCUGCCGACAUCGACAAGCUAUGAAGGACUUUCAAAUGCAAACUCGACGCCAGCAAAUUCGAGACCUGCCGCAAACACUCAACUCACGCACCCGAUACCGGAGCCUACCCUCGAGAUACCACGCGUGAGUCCCGUGGAUAUCAUGGAAAUCCCGGUCAUGUCCAAUAUUGGGUUCAUGGGUCCCGAGUUCAUAGUGCCAGCGUCACGAUUGCCGCAGUUUUUGGAAAACUUGAACGGCAUAAUGUCGCCGUCAUCGCCGCACCGUAGUUCUAACGACGAGGAUGAAGCUUUCAAUAACCAGCUGGGCAGAAGUAUCACCGCCGCCAUUCAAAGGAUGAUCGGCCGGUUCCCCAACGACGAAGUAAACAACGAAGAAGAAGAAGACGAUGACGACGACAAUGACGAUGACAAUUCAGCAGAUGACGAGAUUGCGACAGACGAGGAGGAGGUGUCACCGGAAGAUGCUGGGCCGUCCGGUGUCAAGAAGAGACGGAUGGAGUCCAGCGAAGGCAGUGAAAAAGGCGAAGAAGGUAACACAGAAGCUGACGGCGAUACAAGCUGCACAGGAGAUGACGAAGAUGACGGUCAGUCGGACGUUCUACCUGAACUGCCACAGCCCAAGCCGGAUGUCAAGAAAGGACCGGCGGAUUUUAGUGCACAGGAGCACAUAUUUCUCGCCUGGGCCAAGACGAUGAGCACAUUUACGGCCAAACGACAGGCGACAAUUAAGAUGCAAAUCAACAAAAUUAUGUCCGAGGCUGAAUUCGAAGAUUUGGAUGACGAGUUUUUUGCAGCUAACAGAAAGCCCCGUCGGCCUAUUUACACUUCGCGCUAUUGAAUAAAUCGUUUGUUUAAAUCCGGCUAGAGGUUUAGGCCUCAGAAGUCAUUCCACGGAACUCUCUCC
Molecule: messenger RNA, 1597 nt
Organism: Myzus persicae (green peach aphid)
Lineage: Eukaryota; Metazoa; Arthropoda; Insecta; Hemiptera; Aphididae
Exons: 4
Coding region: 164-1531 (455 amino acids)
Biological process (GO): regulation of transcription by RNA polymerase II
Cellular component (GO): nucleus; transcription regulator complex
Source: RefSeq, a predicted model, not a curated record